Molecule: messenger RNA, 1707 nt
Organism: Glarea lozoyensis ATCC 20868
Lineage: Eukaryota; Fungi; Ascomycota; Leotiomycetes; Helotiales; Helotiaceae
Product: Cytochrome P450
Exons: 2
Coding region: 1-1707 (568 amino acids)
Molecular function (GO): monooxygenase activity; heme binding; oxidoreductase activity, acting on paired donors, with incorporation or reduction of molecular oxygen
Source: RefSeq, a predicted model, not a curated record
AUGUCGGAAUUUAAUAUCCCAGGAAAGAUAAUCUCGGCUGUAUCUGCUGUGUCAUCAUACUAUCUCGUAAACUAUUCGCCAGAUCUCCUGUUGUCAUCCAACCCUGGUCUGUUCGGUACUUUCCUUCAGUUGUGGACUCUCCAAUUAUGCCUUUGGCUGGUUUGGAAAGCUGUUCUAUGGCCCAAAUUUUUCUCGCCUCUUCGUAAUCUCCCCGGGCCAGAUGGCGGGAGUUGGUGGAAUGGCCAUUUCAAUGAAAUAUUCAAAAAUCCGACCGGUUUCCCAAUGGAAAAAUGGAUCAACAAUACCCCCAACGACGGUCUCAUUUACUAUCGAGGGUUGUUCAAUGCUGAAAGACUUUUUCUCACGUCUCCCAAGGCUCUGAGCGAAGUGCUAACGACCAAGAGUUAUGACUUCAAGCGACCUGAGCAAGUGACAGCGGCAUUGAGCCGUUUACUUGGUGUCGGAGUCCUGCUAGCCGAAGGAGACGAGCACAAAUUCCAGCGGAAACACCUUAUGCCUGCUUUUGCCUUCAGACAUAUCAAAGAUCUUUAUCCAGUUUUCUGGUCGAAGGCUAAAGAAAAUGUGUUCAAGAUGGCCGAGCAUGUCAAUAAUGGUGGCAUAGACAAGAAGUUGAUACCAAAUCGGGAUCCGGAGAAGCCAAUCGAUGAAAAAGACAGCACGCCAGUAAUUGACGUGGGAGGGUGGAGUGCACGUGCUACACUUGACAUAAUUGGCCUUGCUGGUAUGGGAAAAGACUUCGGAGCUGUUGAAGAUGAAGAUGCUCUUUUGAGUCGGACGUACCGGAGCAUCUUCAAGCCAACUAGAGGUGCGAUGGCACUUGGUUUGUUGGGAUUCAUCUUACCGGGGUGGCUCGUCAGAAUUUUGCCAGUCAAGAGAAAUAGUGAUAUCGAGGAGGCAUCUAAAACUAUUCGUUCGGUCUGUAAGCAGGAGAUCAUGGAAAAGAAAGAAAGGCUGAAGAAGAAAGAUAAUUCUGACGUUGACAUCCUAAGCAUCGCGUUAGAAAGCGGGGGUUUUACUGAUGAGAAUCUCGUUGACCAGAUGAUGACCUUCUUGGCGGCAGGACAUGAGACUACCGCCUCGAGUAUGAUUUGGGCGAUUUAUCUGCUCUGCGUCCAUCCAGAAAUCCAAAGUCGCUUACGGGAAGAGAUUCGCGCCAACCUACCCAGUCUCGACUCGGAUGAAUGCGCGAACAGUCAGCAAAUCGACCACAUGCCGUAUCUGAAUGCGGUGUGUAGCGAAGUCCUGCGCUAUUUCCCGCCAGUCCCUCUUACACCUCGAGUUGCGGCGCGCAAUACUACAAUUUGUGGUCAGAAAGUCCCAAAAGGCACUCGUAUCAUGCUCAUUCCGUGGGCUGUUAAUCGAUCCGAGGAAUUAUGGGGUCCAGAUGCUCGCAAAUUUAACCCAGAACGUUGGAUGCCGUCAGAAGACAAACCAUCUCCUGCUAAUGGUGGUGCUACAAGCAACUAUUCUUACCUUACUUUCCUCCACGGCCCCAGGAGUUGUAUUGGACAGGGCUUUGCGAAGAGUGAGUUUGCAUGCUUAUUGGCUGCUUGGGUGGGUAAGUUCGAUUUCCAGAUCAACGACGAGAGAGAGUUGGAUGAGAAGAAUCUUAAUAUCAAGGGAGGUGUAACUUCUAAGCCAGCGAAGGGUUUGUUUGUCAAGACCAAAGUCGUGCCAGGGUGGUAG